This is a messenger RNA of Hyaloscypha bicolor E, 735 nucleotides long. RefSeq lists its product as uncharacterized. Bases 1 to 735 code for a protein of 244 amino acids. The record is from RefSeq and is a predicted model, not a curated record. Lineage: Eukaryota; Fungi; Ascomycota; Leotiomycetes; Helotiales; Hyaloscyphaceae. The transcript has 3 exons.
AUGAGUCGAGCGCGAUACGAACCUGUUCCCCAGCGCGAAGAAGUCAUCAUCCUGGAUAGCAUUCAAAACUCCCCCUACUACAACUACAACUCCGCCGUCCCGAACUCCGUCUCCUCAGCCUCUUCCGUGCAUACACCGUCCGUAAUCGCGCCUUCAGUGCCAUCUUCUCCUCCUCCGUCUUUCCACACACACUCCUCACCCGGCACGCCGAGACCUAUACCUAGCAACCACACAGGCCGAAGCUCGGGACCGAGUUAUGCGGAGCUCUGGGGCGUUGCCCCCAGCACAGUGGGCGGAGAGACUGAGAUGACGAUGGGAACGAGCAAUGAUGCACUCGCGACAAUCGCGGGCCUAAAGCAGAGAAUCGAGUGGUUGGAAGAGAGCAUGGGGCGAUUACUGAUCGAGAAGGAGCAAAAUCCCGGCGGGGAGGAAACCGGGCUUGGCGGGGAGAGGAAGGCAAGAGACAACUGCUGCAUGGUCUUCACAGACGCUUCGCCCGAUCUCGAAAGAGCACUCACACAAGGCCGGGGCAAUAAUUGCUGCGUGGCGUUCCGCUCUACGAAGUCGGAUGAUCAUCGCGAGCAGCAGAAGAUCCGCCGGCUUGUCGUUUUUACCUUCCUUGCGGUGAUGUUGCUGUUCUUUGGAGCGAUAUUCAUCAGUUCGUUUCCGAACCAGAAAGGCCCCUUCAAGGCGGAUGAUAAUACGGCUGAGACGACGGGGCUGAAACUUGAUUGA